UAAAAUGGAGGAUGACCCAUUUGCAGAUCUAAAGGUAGAUUCUCAGUCCUUUCUCGAUGUAAUGGAUGGCCGUACGUCUUGUCCUAAGUGUGGCAAAUCCAGAAAAUACUAUUGCUAUACCUGUUAUGUGCCUGUUGUUGGCAUAGAGCACAAGAUUCCCAAGGUCAAGCUACCAUUCAAAAUUGAUAUCAUUAAACACCCCAGUGAAUGUGAUGGAAAAAGUACUUCUGGUCAUGCAAGAGUUAUUGCCCCUGAUGAUGUGACCAUCUACACAUAUCCAUGCAUUCCUGACUACCUAGAUCGAGACCGGGUGGUGCUGUUAUUUCCUGGGGAUGGAUCCAUUAACAUGGCAGCAUUGGCUGAGAAGUUUUCUCCUCCUUCAUACAAUAAUAAGAAGGAAGACAAAAGUAAGGUAGACAGUGGUAGCUGUGUGGCACAAACAGAUGAGUUGUAUCCAUACUGUAAAAGAUCCCCAUCCAAUGGAGAUCAGCACACUUGUACUGAAGUUUACAAUGACAUUUUGUCUUCACCUGACAGAGAAUCAGUGGUAGACCAUGAACAUGACCAAACAAGUACAGAAUCAUUAUGUGAUAGCACAUCACUUGCCAAUACAGACAUUACUUGCCAGAAAAAUGAGAAUUCUGCAAGCAAGAAAAGAAAACACUUAGUAGAUAACAAGGAAGUUAAAAGGUCAAAGUUAAUGACUGAGAAUACAAAAAGGUUAGAGGUCAAGCCUCCAUUUGACAAAGUAAUAAUUAUUGACAGUACAUGGAAUCAGACGAAGAGGAUCAGCUCAGAUGAGCGACUCAGAGGCCUUACCUGUUUGGAGCUGAAGACGAGACACAGUAACUUUUGGAGACACCAGAAAGACCUUCCACCAACAUACCUAUCCACAAUUGAAGCUAUCUACUAUUUUGUAAGAGAUUACCAUGACAUCUUCUUGGCAAGUGAAAAGUAUGAUGGCAGAUAUGAUAACCUGCUUUUCUUUUUCACGUUUAUGUACAAUAAAAUAAAAAAUAUGUAUGAUGGUGGAAAAAACUUGAAGGCUUACAGGCAAAGGGUAGAGAAAUCAAAGAGCAAAGUGUGAAUGUGAUAUUAGUAUUUUUGAAAAGGGCUGCUGUGUAGAUGUUCCAGAAUAUUGUUUGAGAAAUGUUAAAUGAAUAAAAACUUGUAUAUGUCUAUAA
Molecule: messenger RNA, 1184 nt
Organism: Ylistrum balloti
Lineage: Eukaryota; Metazoa; Mollusca; Bivalvia; Pectinida; Pectinidae
Product: tRNA-uridine aminocarboxypropyltransferase 1-like
Exons: 4
Coding region: 5-1087 (360 amino acids)
Biological process (GO): tRNA modification
Cellular component (GO): nucleus
Molecular function (GO): tRNA-uridine aminocarboxypropyltransferase activity
Source: RefSeq, a predicted model, not a curated record